Messenger RNA from Quercus lobata, 1224 nucleotides. RefSeq lists its product as uncharacterized. The record is from RefSeq and is a predicted model, not a curated record. NCBI's taxonomy places the organism in Eukaryota, Viridiplantae, Streptophyta, Magnoliopsida, Fagales, Fagaceae. The transcript has a single exon. Bases 1 to 1224 code for a protein of 407 amino acids.
AUGGAAUCCAACCCAGAUUCAGCAACCUUGGCCCAGCAAGUUCAAGCCCUUGUAGCCACCAUUGAGGAACUCACCAGACAGAACCAGGAAAUGAAGCUGCGGCUCCAGCAGGUUCAACAAGCUCAACAGGAAGAAAACCGGUCCAAGGGUAACACGGAGGGAGAGGGGGAUAGCCAACAGAGGGAAACCCCCCGGAGACCAAUUACUCCGGACGAACAGAACUCAGAUCUUCUUCGGGAAAUGAGGAAAGAGAUGGACGAACUAAGGAGCGCUAUCAAAGAAAAGACAGACCGGAGCGUAGACAAAAUGAUAAGGGCUACAGAUUCGCCCUUCACUGCAGCGGUACUUGAUUGCCCUGUGCCGUCAAAGUUUCGCCUGCCUCAAUUAGAGCCCUUCGACGGACUCAAGGACCCUCAGGAUCAUCUUAAUACCUUUAAGACGACUCUGGGUCUCCAGCAGCCACCUGACAAGAUAUUGUGUCGUUCCUUCCCUACGACUCUCAAAGGAGCUGCAAGAGAGUGGUUUACUAAGUUGCCAAACUCGUCCAUAGACAACUUCGAUCAGCUGAGUAGUGCUUUCUUGCGCCACUUCAUAGGGGGACAACGCCCAAGGAGACCAGUAGAUUACUUACUCACCAUAAGACAAGGAGAGAAGGAGACUCUGAGGUCAUAUGUCAAGCGAUUCACCCGGGAAACCCUGGAAGUGGACGAAGCUGAUGACAAGGUGCAGCUGACGACCUUCAAAGCAGGGUUGAGAUCCAGAGACCUUGUGGCCUCUCUUGCAAAAAAUCCCCCGAAGACAAUGGCUGAGAUGCUCCUGAAGGCACAAAAUUACAUGAACGCGGAAGAUACUCUAGCUGCCAUAAAAGAUACUGAGAGACUAGGGGACAAGUCCAAAGGGGAAGACGACCACAGAGGGCAAAAGAGAGACAGACCAGAACGUCGGAACAAUGACGGGAAUAGAAGGAGAGACGACAAAAAUCCUCGUCAGGUAAAAUUUACUCCUUUGGUUAUGCUUGUUGACAAGAUUUUCACGCAGAUCAAGGACGAGCAUCAUCUCAAAUGGCCCAGGCCAUUACACUCGUCCCCCAACGUACGUGACAAGAACAAGUAUUGCCGGUUCCAUAGAGACCACGGCCACAACACAGAAGAUUGCAGAGACCUGAAGGAACAAAUAGAGGAAUUAAUACGGAAAGGAAAGUUACAGAAAUAUGUAAAGAAAUGA